CAUGGGAGCCCGGGGGUGGCAGCGGGCCGGUGGAUGCCCAUGGCUUUCAGCCCGGGGCUGCUGGUGGUGGCCGGCUCCUUCGCCGCUUUCCGCCUGCUGAACCGGGGGCUGGAGCGGCUGGUGCCGCCGCCGCCCUCGGCCCGGCGCAACCGCUGGAAGUGGCGCAACAUCUGGACAUCGCUGGCGCACAGCGUGCUCAGCGGCGGCGGGGCGCUGGCCGGGUUCUACCUCCACCCCGAGCUGUCCAAGGACCUGGUGGGCACACACCCGCCCGGGGCACACAGCCUGGUCGCUGUGUCUGUAGGUUAUUUCCUUGAAGACUUUGUGGACAUGUUGUGCAAUCAGAAACUUCACCAAUCCUGGGAGCUGCUCUUCCAUCACUCUGUGGUGAUUGUUUGCUUUGGAAUUGCUGUGCUGCUCCAUCAGUACGUCGGCUUUGCCCUCGUGGCUUUGCUGGUGGAGAUCAACUCCAUCUUCCUCCACCUGCGGCAGAUCCUUCUCAUGGCCAACCUGGUGCACACCACCUGCUACCGCCUCAACAGCAUCGUCAACCUGGGCACCUAUGUGGUGUUUCGCAUCGCCACGCUGGCCUGGAUGACCCGCUGGCUCUUCCUCAAUCGACAGAACGUGCCCCCGGCGACGUAUGCGGUGGGCACGGUGGGCAUGGCAAUCAUGACACCCAUGAACAUCAUCCUCUUCUAUCGCCUGCUGCGGAGUGACUUCCUCAAAUCCAGCCGGGACGUGCAGCGGGAGAAGGAACAAUAGCCCCCCCUUCCCUGCGGGGUCAGGGGGAUGAGCUGCUCUGAACCCACAGCAAAGCACAGUGGAGGGUGAAUGUGGCUGUUUCAGUACCUUGUGUGGAGGGUCUGCACUAACAGAGCAUCCAGGCUUUUCUUGUGGCUGAAGGUCCUGGGCCCUGCACAGCACAGGAGGUGCUCAUGGAACAGGCACUGUGGCUCUGCUCCCCAAAGACCUUUGGAUGAUGUGGUUGAACAAGCGGGAGCUGCUCAGAGAAGCCUCGACGGCUCUCGCAGCUGCCCAGGGCACCACUGAGAUGAGAAGGGAGCAGUGGAGCAGCGUUUCCCCACUGCUCCUCUGGACAUCCAGACACCACAGUGUGUUUCUAACCCCGUCAGUGCUGCAGCCCCCAGCGUCUCAUCGGUCACGGGACACUGCAUCCUUUGUGGCACUUCCCGUGGGAGCACCACCAGGAAAGACAGGCCUUCGAGGCCAGUAAAAGCCAAAUCCUGCACUGAUGAGCCCUCCCCGAGGAGAUUGUCCCAGGUGGGUGAUGGAGGGAGAGGCUGAGACCUGGCUGGGUGGGCUGCUGCCCAUGGUGGUGUCCAGGUCAGGGGGAAAACACUGGGCAGUGGGUGCUACAGCACCACCCUCUCGUGAAAACUGGAACAUUUUUCAUGUUGUUUUGUCUCACAUAGUUGAAGUGCCCUUAAACAAGCUUGGGAGAGCGCAAGUCGCUGGAAGGAUGAUGUUAUGUGAUGGUCACUUCCCACAGAUGUGGAGUUUUCAGGCAUAGGCACCUUUAGGACUUAGACAUCUGUUAGGAAUGACAAGUUGUGCUGCAGAGCCCAACACUUACCCACCAGCAAAGGCUCUUACUAACACCAGCUUUUAAUAAAUGGCUGUAAAUGAAAUGGCUUGAGGGGAAAGGACUUAGAGGAAAAAAGGACUCAGCAUCGCAGCCCACUCCAGGGCUGUCACUGCUCAGCACAGUCCUUAUCCCAUGUCUCCCUGCCAUGGAGGGAAAAUACACUAUACACUGGCACACUCUA
Molecule: messenger RNA, 1790 nt
Organism: Neopelma chrysocephalum (saffron-crested tyrant-manakin)
Lineage: Eukaryota; Metazoa; Chordata; Aves; Passeriformes; Pipridae
Gene: TLCD2
Product: TLC domain containing 2
Exons: 4
Coding region: 34-765 (243 amino acids)
Biological process (GO): membrane assembly; plasma membrane organization; phospholipid homeostasis
Cellular component (GO): plasma membrane
Source: RefSeq, a predicted model, not a curated record